GUAGGUCUAGAGCUGUCGAGGGGCCGAAGGCUUCACCCCGCCGAUGCAAGCAUGCACAAGCAUGCCAGCCGUCAUUGGCGAUAAGAGCGCUUAUCAACCCCUUCUGCCCGUCAGGGCGUUGACAAACAAAAGCCCACUUCGAUGGAACCAGCCAACUGGCGCUGCUCGGAGUCUCCUCCGAACACGGAACGGCGGUCCUCGGAGUGGGAUGCCGAGUCUUGCUCCCGAUACUAAGGAUUCAGGAAUCAAAACUGAGGGGUACACGUCCCUUUCGCUCUUUUCCGUUCUCCGAGAUGCCGACAUCAACCCGGCCCUCGUCUCGCAUCGAAUUGCCAGUUCGGUGAAUGGGUUGAAGUGGGCUCUCCCUUUUUUUUCCCGUUUAAGGCAAUCAAGGGCCACUGUUCUGUUCCUGCCGCAUCCAGGUCUGUUGCGGAGCGGCGAACUGUAUGCAAUUGUAUCAUCUGUAUAUUUGCAACACCAGACCACGUUAACAAGCUCGUUGAUAAAUGGUUUACUUUUUGGUCAAUCAACAACCACGCAGCCCAUUUAUUAGCAUCGGCCAGCUGUGUGAGACUCAAGGGUGCUGGGGGUUUCCUUCUGUCCUUCUGGUAGCCCAAGUCUCAGCUUUGCUCAGCUUUCAUUUUAUG
Messenger RNA from Canariomyces notabilis, 647 nucleotides. RefSeq lists its product as uncharacterized. The transcript has 2 exons. NCBI's taxonomy places the organism in Eukaryota, Fungi, Ascomycota, Sordariomycetes, Sordariales, Chaetomiaceae. The coding region runs from base 62 to 553 and encodes 163 amino acids. The record is from RefSeq and is a predicted model, not a curated record.